AGGAAAAGAAGUAUAUGCUCCCUUUGGACAACCUGAAAGUGCGGGAUGUUGAAAAGAGUUUCAUGUCAAGCAAACAUAUCUUUGCCUUGUUUAACACGGAGCAAAGGAAUGUUUACAAGGAUUACCGUUUCCUUGAGCUAGCCUGCGACUCCCAGGAGGAGGUGGAUAGCUGGAAGGCAUCUCUACUGCGAGCUGGUGUCUACCCAGAUAAAUCCUCAACUGAAAAUGAUCAGAAUGGCCAAGCAGACAAUUUCUCCAUGGAUCCACAGCUGGAAAGGCAGGUGGAGACUAUUCGCAACCUUGUAGACUCCUACAUGUCUAUUAUCAAUAAGUGCAUCCGAGAUCUGAUACCGAAAACAAUCAUGCACCUUAUGAUCAAUAAUGUGAAAGAAUUCAUAAAUGCAGAACUCCUGGCUCAUUUGUAUUCCUCUGAAGACCAAAAUACUUUGAUGGAGGAGUCAGCAGAACAGGCUCAGAGGCGAGAUGAGAUGCUUCGCAUGUACCAAGCCCUUAAAGAAGCUCUAGCAAUCAUUGGCGAUAUUAGCACUACCACUAUAUCUACCCCUGCACCGCCACCUGUUGAUGAUUCUUGGCUGCAGCAAUCCAGAAGAUCACCUCCUCCAAGUCCUUCAACUCAGAGGAGGCCUACCUUAAAUAAUCCCCCAACCAGACCUUUACCUGGCCGAGGACCUGCUCCAGCAAUCCCAUCUCCAGGCCCUCAGUCAGGGGCUCCACCAGUCCCGUUCCGUCCAGGACCAUUACCCCCAUUUCCUAGCAGCAGUGAAGCCCUUGGAGCACCUCCUCAGGUUCCAUCCCGGCCAACACGGGCUCCUCCCAGCAUUCCAAGGACUGAAAACAACUGAAUUCAAAGCAGACCUCUUUUUUUCCAUCGGUAUUCGUGAGGUGUUUCACAUGUCUCCUUUGGUGGCUCAUCUCCUCCUGCUUUUGUCUCUGAAUCCAUUAUUACUAAGUUCUACAUAUAAGACAAUAGAACAGCUCCCUUUUGUAAAUGGACAUUACUCUGCCUAUCUUUCCUCUUGCUUUGUCUGCAGGCGAGUUGAUACAGAUGGCUCCUCCCGUCCAGACAGUCCACCACUGUUGCUUGAUAUAUGAUUUGUUCCAUGUUGCCUACCAUUUGUGUUUUGCUUCCUGGUUUGUGUGUUAAUCCUUUCUGCUUUUCUAGAAUGAUGUAAACACUGUCUUCUUUUUUUUAAAUAAGAAACAAGUGCUCUGCUUCUCUCUGAAUUUUGCUCUGUAUGUAAAUGCCCUCAUUCAUUUGAGCCAAAACAUCUGCCAUUGGCUUUGUAGAAUGUAAAUGAUUGCUGGUGUUGACCUUUGCGCACUGUGAAUGGAUUCCUGAAACCUCAAUCAUUACUGAAGGUCUUAUACACCUGCUGUAAAAUGUUAUGCUGCAUUUCUGAACGUAAAUAAAUUGAAACAACCAAUUGGCUUUUAUUAUUACUUUCGGGAGGUGCAUGUGUGCCUCUCCUGUCUUUCAAUGCGUUCUGUGCAUGCUGCAUUCUUAUCUUCUGUUUGGUUUUCUUUUAAACAGCUCAGUCUCUGGCAGUAUUGGUAAGGAUUUACCAUGUGAGUGUCAGAGUUUUGAUUAUUAGGCAGGGGUGGCAUAUUUCUGGCUCUGAGACAGGACAGCAGAUUCUACCUUAAGUCUAAUUUGAUGCUGUUCCAGUGGAAUGGACCACUGCUGGGCUGUCCUACUAGGAAUUUGGGGUAACUUUUUCCAGCAGGCCUUUGGAGGGUGUUGCUUAAUACCUCAUUAAAUACAGCUCCUGUGAACUUUCUAGCUGAGCAGAGGGUCAGUGUGAAUCCUCAAGAGUGCAACUGGCCUAAAUUGGUAUGGUUGCAAACUCUGCCCAGGGUGAUUAUGUAUGUGCAGAUGAAUAGAAACAUCCAUCUGAGUUCCCAUAUUCCUUUUCUGAGUUAGCGACAUCUGAUUAACUAAACUUGGUACCCAGAGGAGAAUAAAUGGCUUCUACUGCAUAACAAAUAGUAAAAGUGCAAAUCUAACUAGAGUCUGGGCUUAAGUCCCUGAAUCUUUGGCUUUCCUGGGGGAAUGGGCCACCCACAGUGGCACUUUGAUAGAUGAAACAGGAGAAACCAAAGAUGGGAUGAGCACAGCAGCAAUAAGCACAUAAUCUCCUCAUCAGAAUUUACACUGUUUGCCAUAAUCAUUGCAGGCAUUUUUGAGUAGCUUUAAUGGACUGGGGCAAUCUUUGUUUUCACACAAACCUUGUACGUCUCAUUAGGAGUUUGUUGCAUGCCUCUGGUCUAGCUGUCAUACACUAAGUGUCCCAGAGUGAGAACUCACUUCCACGCAAGCUGACAAGCUGGUACAUUAGUGCUGUAGGCUUCUCAUCAUGGUGGUCAGCUCAUCUCUCCAGCUCCAGAUGGCAAAAAGAUCCAGCAUGUUGCCACUGAUUGCUAUGUAUCAUGCUGUAAUAGUCUGAUUGCUCUUCCUUUGCCCGACCUUGGCAUUCUCCCAUUUUGGUGUCUCCCUAUGACAGAAGGAUAGCAGUUUUUAUCAUAAUACCCUUCCCUUUUACAAAACAAAGACUUUCUGCUUUACAAAGGUCUUCAGGCAGCCUGAGCAAAAUUUACCUUCAAAGGAGAACCCACUCUAGCAGUACUGAACAGAAGUUAGCAUCCAGCAUGGUAAUCCAUGUAAUUUUAUAAUUGUAGUGAAACCUUUCCCCAGAAUAUAACUUACUGCAAGAAAAUUAAGGAAACUUCUAGGGCUACUGAUGUUGCAUUUGUCCUGGGAGAUACCAUUUCACCUCAGGGUAUCAUUCAGACAUCAAUGCCUGUUGUCCUGGGACACACCCUGAAAAGGUUCAUGGGAUAAGAAAUACUAACAGUUUGCCCAGGACAUCACAAACUAUGUCUGAACAGUUAUCCCAGGAUUAUGUUAUUGAAUCAGACAGGAAAAUGGUGGCGCAUUCAGGGCCUCACUAAGCCCUGAUUGGAAGGGCAGUGUGUAUACACACCAAUCCCAGGACUUUUUUGUUCUGGGACAAACACACACACACAACUUGCCUCGGGACAAAUGCAACACCAUCUGUUCCUAGUUUAUGCAGCAGUCACUAUGACCCUAGUUUGUUUGUCCUUAUUCCAGAGGAUGCGGUACCCUAGUGACAAAAGUGGGGGCUUUAUUGAUAAACAGCUGAUGCCAGUAUUUCAACCACUAGUCUUCCUCCCCUUCCCUUCCACCCUCCGCCGUGCACAUCCUCGCCCUUUUUACCUUAACCAAGUUUAUUCUUGUAGUUUGGGAUAUGGGCCAUUUUAAUGUAUUUUAAUCUUUUUUUUACUUAAUUCUCCACCACCCUUCCCCAUGAAUGUUGGGUUCUUUUUUGUCUUUUAUUUAGGCGGCCUCCUCCAGCAGUUCCAGGAAGAUCAUCCUAACACAAACAUUCCAUCUCCUUUGUAUUAAGCACAAGCCUUUUGGCCAAAUGCUGGUUAGUUUGCACUACUCUAUUUGUAAA
Molecule: messenger RNA, 3497 nt
Organism: Alligator sinensis (Chinese alligator)
Lineage: Eukaryota; Metazoa; Chordata; Crocodylia; Alligatoridae
Product: dynamin-3-like
Exons: 6
Coding region: 15-863 (282 amino acids)
Cellular component (GO): microtubule; membrane; cytoplasm
Molecular function (GO): GTPase activity; GTP binding; microtubule binding
Source: RefSeq, a predicted model, not a curated record